Messenger RNA from Colletotrichum chrysophilum, 1308 nucleotides. RefSeq lists its product as uncharacterized. The coding region runs from base 1 to 1308 and encodes 435 amino acids. Gene Ontology annotation, molecular function: heme binding; iron ion binding; oxidoreductase activity, acting on paired donors, with incorporation or reduction of molecular oxygen. Lineage: Eukaryota; Fungi; Ascomycota; Sordariomycetes; Glomerellales; Glomerellaceae. The record is from RefSeq and is a predicted model, not a curated record. The transcript is spliced from 4 exons.
AUGUUCACUGACCUCGGCGAGCUUGUCGUGCUUCCCUCCAAGUACAUUGAUGAUUUCCGGAAUGAGCCGGGCCUGAGCUUCAUGACGGCUUUCAUUGACAACUUUCAUCCUUCGUUGCCCGGCUUCGAAGGCUUCGCGUUCGACGGCCGUCCGGACGAGCUUCUUCAUAGAACCAUCAACAAGAGACUCACCAAACUCCUAAACCAGAUUACUUCACCAUUGGCGGCAGAGGCGAAUUUCGCGACAAAUCUCGUCCUCGGAAAAUCAAACGAAUGGCAGGAGAUCCUGCUCAAGGAUGCCACACUGGAACUCGUCGCCCGCUUAUCCUCGCGUGUUUUCCUCGGAGAAGAGCUUUGCCGGAAUCAAAAAUGGCUCGACAUCUCCAAGUCCUACAGCAUCAACAUUUUUCUCUGUGGAGAGUUACUGCGCCAAUACCCUCAUUUUCUCAGACAUGCCGCAUGCUACUUCAUUCCCGAAUGUCAGCUGCUGAGGAAGCAAGUCGCUGAUGCUCGAAAACUAAUGACGCCAAUCCUGCAAAAGCGACGAGAUGAACGACGAAUCGCCGAGACGAAGGGGAAGUCUGCGCCAGUGUAUAACGAUGUAAUGCGAUGGGUCGAGGAAGAAAGUAAGGGGAGCUCUUACGACCCUGUUGGAGCCCAGCUCGGGUUCUCUGUCGUCGCAAUGCACACCACGACAGAUCUGGCGACGGAGACCAUGUGCCGGCUCAUUCAACGCCCGCAGCUGGUACAAGAUCUACGCGAAGAGAUUGAAAGUGUGCUGGUGAAGGAGGGCUGGACCAAGACGGCUCUUUUCCAGAUGAAGCUACUGGACAGCGUUCUCAAGGAAGCGCAAAGGCUGAAGCCUACGACCUCGGCGACAAUGAACCGGACAGCCAUAAGGCGCGUCACUCUUCCCAGCGGCCUGGUUCUUGAAACGGGUGACCGCUGCAUGGCAGACCUCGGUUCCAUGGUGGAUCCCGAAGUCUAUGAGAACCCGGAGGUUUUCGACGGGUAUCGGUACUUGCGCAUGCGUGAAGACCCAAAGCUCGAGAGCAAAGCUCACCUCGUGAGUACCUCGUCGAUACAUCUGGGCUUCGGUCAUGGGAAGCAUGCUUGCCCUGGAAGGUUCUUUGCCUCGAACGAAGUUAAGAUUCUUCUAUGCCACUUGCUGUACAAGUACGACUGGGAGAUUGACAGUGCGUACGAACACAAGAUCAGGGAGUUCGGAAUCAGUCUCUCCUCUGGAGAUGGCCUCAAGGUUUCUUUCAGGAGACGAGAGAACUUGGCUGUUGACAUUGACAGCCUCUGA